Molecule: messenger RNA, 993 nt
Organism: Stylonychia lemnae
Lineage: Eukaryota; Ciliophora; Spirotrichea; Sporadotrichida; Oxytrichidae
Source: the annotation of a GenBank genome assembly
AUGAGAGGACUUAAAUAAGAGAGCCAAUAUGAGCAGAGAAAGGAAGAGGAGAGUUGGUUCAGAUUCAACCGUUCGGUGUUCUUGUUUCACUACCCCGAACCUGAAUCUAUUUAACUCCUCUCCGAGGACGAGACCCAGAGCUUGCUUCAGGAAGAUCCUGAGUCGUUGGCUUGCCCUACACCCGCUAACAACAAUUCGGGUGCUGCCAUUAACUAAUUAAAAACUGGUGCCUGUUGCUCUCGCAUAUCCAGUAUGAUGACACCCUCAAUUAUCUAAAAAUAAGAGCAAGCUUUGAAGAGCGAAGAGAUUAUCAAGAAGCUGGAAUAGCUAAGAGAUAAAAAGAAGGAGGAGUAUGAGAUGGCCUAAGAGCUUAAGAUUACAAAGAGACAGGCUAAGUUUGCAGAUGCUGGAUCUCAGUUUCCUGGCCCAUCUAUCAUUGAAAAGAAUCAAGCAAAGAUACUCAGAUCGAAGCAAAGAUAGGAGAAGCGAAAUGUUGCUUUGGAGAAAUAGCAUCUUCUUGUCAAACCUAAGCACAGUGGUUUGAUGGAGGCUGUGAAGACCUUAUUUGGGGCAAGGGAUGGUAAGACUUUAGAGGUUAUUGACAAAUCUACUUUAUUUGUCUUCUAUGCUCUAAUAAUGGUCAUUUGCCUAGGAGUCACAAUAAUGCUAUUUCUAGCCAGUCAGGGAAUCAACAGCUCUAAUUCUUAUAUUGAUGCUCUAAAGUCCACUUAGCCUGCAGAACCUGCUAAUCUACAGCUUCCUUUAUACCAAGGAUCAAUGGCUAAAAAUAACUAGACACUGCCUAAUGUGGAAAUGAUAGACGGAGUGCAGAUCUCCAAGAGGAAGCGAUCUGGAGUCAUGCCUCAGAUGUCCAAAGUUUAAGACUAAAAGCAAAAUAAUGUAGAUGUCAAAAGUGUUGGCAAAUAAAUUGAAAAUGAUUAAGUUAUUAACAAGAAUCUUAUUUUGGACUAAGUAAACAGCUAAGGGUAGUGA